AUGGAAAUGCCGCUUCCGGUCCAAGAGAACCUGUUCCCGCCUAUCGAAGACAAACCGUCGACGGGAAGCAUAGCAGCCACGCUGGAGUUUGCCGAGCGGCAGCAGAAGGCGCGUGAGGAAGGUCGAGAAGAUUGGAGAGCGCUGGAGGAUGACAGCUCCACGAGACUCAAGGCGAGAAUGGUCAAUGUCUCGUUGACCUUGUCGACGGAGAUCAAACAACGACUGCCGUCCGAGGGCGUUCGCUGGCUGUACCUGCGGAAUAAAUACAAGCACAUUCUACAGGGACAGAUGGAUAUGGAGGUUUUGCUGUUUAACGAGAAGAUGGAUUUGAUUGCGAUCAGUCAUCAGACAGCAGUUCUUAUUCCGCCGGUUUCUAAGAUUCAGAAGCUGUGA
This is a messenger RNA of Aspergillus pseudotamarii, 393 nucleotides long. RefSeq lists its product as uncharacterized. Lineage: Eukaryota; Fungi; Ascomycota; Eurotiomycetes; Eurotiales; Aspergillaceae. The coding region runs from base 1 to 393 and encodes 130 amino acids. The record is from RefSeq and is a predicted model, not a curated record. The transcript has a single exon.